GGCGCGGGCGCGGGCUCUGGGUCCGCGGGGGCCGGGGGCCGGCUGCCCAGUCGGGUGCUGGAGUUGGUGUUUUCCUACCUGGAGCUGUCCGAGCUGCGGAGCUGCGCCCUGGUGUGCAAGCACUGGUACCGCUGCCUGCACGGCGACGAGAACAGCGAGGUGUGGCGGAGCCUGUGUGCCCGCAGCCUGGCAGAAGAGGCUCUGCGCACGGACAUCCUCUGCAACCUGCCCAGCUACAAGGCCAAGGUACGAGCUUUCCAACAUGCCUUCAGCACUAAUGACUGCUCCAGGAAUGUCUACAUUAAGAAGAAUGGCUUUACUUUACAUCGAAACCCUAUUGCUCAGAGCACUGAUGGUGCAAGGACCAAGAUUGGUUUCAGUGAAGGUCGCCACGCCUGGGAAGUAUGGUGGGAGGGCCCUUUGGGCACUGUGGCAGUGAUAGGAAUUGCCACAAAACGGGCCCCCAUGCAGUGCCAAGGUUAUGUGGCAUUGCUGGGCAGUGAUGACCAGAGCUGGGGCUGGAAUCUCGUGGACAAUAAUCUGCUACAUAAUGGAGAAGUCAAUGGCAGUUUUCCACAGUGCAACAAUGCACCAAAAUAUCAGAUAGGCGAGAGAAUUCGAGUCAUCUUGGACAUGGAGGAUAAGACUUUAGCUUUUGAACGAGGAUAUGAGUUCCUGGGGGUUGCCUUUAGAGGACUUCCAAAGGCAUGCUUAUAUCCAGCAGUUUCUGCUGUAUAUGGUAACACAGAAGUGACUUUGGUUUAUCUUGGGAAACCUUUGGAUGGAUGACACUGGCUUUCUUGGGAUAAAAGACAGAGUGAAGGGGAAAUGUGCUUAUGGAAAGAAGAAUCGUGAAGUGACAGUGUCACAUGUGCAUGUCCAAGGAACAUCCCGAAAGACACAUGAAGUUGUAAACUGGAGCAGCAACUCUACAGCAGAGAUCAUCUUAUUGUGCCCUCUUUCUUCUGGGCCAGAAAAAUCCUCCGGGUUGCAGUUGGUUGAGUGGGCAGUUGACAUAUGCAUGUUGCAACAGAUUUUUUUCUACAAGUUAGCAAUGUGUUAUUUCCAACUUUAAAGGUGAGAUUUUAGAGAUCUGUAAAAGGGAUAAGAUGAGGAAAUGGCAAGAUUUUAAGUAGUGUAUUUGUGAAGAAAGAUUGAUUCCAUCUUGCAACUGCCUGUUCUUUCUCCAGUCCCCCCCUUUUUUUUUUCCAGCCAGCUUGACUAUUAGAAAAGUAUGAAACUGGUUGGGUUUUAUUUAAUAUUUUUUAACAUAUUGAGAAGCAUGGUCUGCCUGGACUGCACUUCUCUAAUAGUGAGAUAUAAAAUUGUGCAGCUAUUUUAAAAGUUGUAUAUACAAUAUGUGUGUAAAAAAACUGUAAAAAAAAAUGCAAAGGACAAAGGAUUUCUUUGUUCUAGUUCAGUUUCUUAAAAACCACUACAUGGUACAAAAUUAAAAUAACAGGGACAAUUGGGUAACUCAAGAAGAGGACUUUAAGAAGAGAUGUGUUAUAUUGGCUCACUUUGUGUUGUUUUUGGUGUAUCGUUCCCAUAGCUAUUACAGUUGGUUUUUUUUAAUACAUGAUCAAAAUUACCAUAAAAAUCCCUCCAUCUCCUGACUGAAGAGUGAGAGAGAGGGCAAACUAUUUCUAAUUACACAUAUAUCAGUAAAGAUGGUCUAAAUAUAAUGGUAAUGUGCAUCUUUGGCAUCUAGUUUUAUUUUUUUGACUUUUUGAGAAAGUGUCUCAAGAAAGAACAUUGCCAUUUGUUCUUAUUGGCCUCAAAUAUGAAAUCUUUUGGUACAGCCUUUAGGAAAAAAAUUAUUUGAUAGUCUUUUUAUUUGUAACUUUAUAAUGCUACAGAUGUUAUCAACUUCUUUUUUUUUUUUUUUAAUUUCAUAUUGUUUACAUCAUGCAACAGUCUAAGCCUCAAAUUCUUCAUUGGGGCUAUCAAGAAAAUGUUUACUUACCCACCUGAAACAGUGCCCACCUGAACCCAAGGUUAAGAAUGUUCUUGAUCUCAUCAUAGAUAAUUGCCCCCAUGGGACUUGAAAUAUAACACCCUGUGCUGAAAAUCUCAGGUUGGCAAUAUUUUGAAGGUUUCAUUUUAGAAGAGCAUAAUGUUAAUUCCUAUUUUGACUGAUUAAUCUUAUUUUCUUCAUUAAUACUUGUUUGAAUUAAUAACCCAACACAUACGAGCUGAGGUUUUCUUUUGCUGGAAGAGAAACAAAGAUCUUUCUGUAUGAAAGUAUAAAUUGUAUGGUUUCAGAUACAUAAGAAUUGAGGAAGGCAAAUGAAAUCUUUGUACUUUUUAGGUUAUUGCUGUAUAUAUAUUUUGUUUGAAAUCUAAUAAAAUUAGGGACAGCACGCA
This is a messenger RNA of Tupaia belangeri chinensis (Chinese tree shrew), 2367 nucleotides long. RefSeq names its product F-box protein 45 (gene FBXO45). The record is from RefSeq and is a predicted model, not a curated record. NCBI's taxonomy places the organism in Eukaryota, Metazoa, Chordata, Mammalia, Scandentia, Tupaiidae. Gene Ontology annotation, biological process: synapse assembly involved in innervation; proteasome-mediated ubiquitin-dependent protein catabolic process. Gene Ontology annotation, molecular function: protein binding. Gene Ontology annotation, cellular component: synapse; SCF ubiquitin ligase complex.